AUGUGGGCAGCCAGAAACGCAUUGCGUCCAAUAGCCUUUCUCAGUACUUGGCCCAUUCGAGCCAGAGCUCUUCGUCCACUAAGUGUCGUGGUGAUGCAACCUCACAGGAGUGUCACCCCUUCGCAACGCUUCUAUGCAACCGCUGAGCGACAUGAGUUUCAAGCAGAGACGAAAAAUCUCAUGGACAUCGUCGCCAAAUCUCUUUACUCCCAUAGUGAGGUAUUUGUACGCGAACUCAUUUCCAAUGCUUCGGAUGCUCUUGAGAAGAGGAGAUGCGUCGAGUUGACCGGAGAAAUAGCAGAAGGACCUAGCGAAAUUCGGGUUAUUACUGAUGAGGCUAACCGCACAAUCACCUUCGAGGACACUGGCAUUGGAAUGGAUCGCGAAGAUUUACUCGAAUGCCUCGGAACGAUUGCCAAGUCGGGCAGCAAAGAGUUCAUUGAGAAGAAUAAGGACAAUGCAGAAGCAGUAAUCGGCCAAUUCGGUGUAGGAUUCUAUUCCGCUUUCAUGGUAGCAGACUCAGUGGUUGUAACUACUAGGAAAGUUGGAGCGAAAGAGGACCAAGGAUUGAAAUGGGUUUGGAAAGGAGACAAUUCCUAUGAAAUUUCCGAAGAGAGCGGUCUGCCGACUGGUACCCGCGUACACAUCCAUUUGAAAGCCGGCGACUCUGCAGAUUAUUCCAAGGCUGAUAAAGUAAAGGAGUACUCCUACUUCGUUGCUGCUCCAAUUUUGCUGAAUGGAGAACGUGUAAAUAGUCUGAAUGCUAUAUGGACUUUGCAACCGAAAGACGUCACCAAGGAGAUGCACGAAACGUUCUUCCAGCAGUUGGCGAAACAGCAGAAGAAGUCUGAUUUCAUACACCGACCGUGCUAUACAAUUCACUACAAGACCGACACACCAGUCUCAUUACGAUCUGUUCUCUACAUACCACAGCACAAGUUCUCAAUGCUGGAGUACGCUGCCCAGGCGCAUAACAGGGAAUGUGGUUUGUCACUGUACGCUAGAAGAGUGCUUAUCAAACCAAACGCUGGUGAACUUUUGCCCAAUUACCUUCACUUCAUCAUGGGUGUGGUCGAUUCGGAAGAUGUUCCAUUGAACCUUAGUAGGGAAAUGCUUCAGAAUAAUCCCGUUUUGAGAAAGUUGAAGAAAAUACUCACGGACAAAGUUCUUAGCUUUCUGCAAAAUGAAAUGAAGAAGGAUCACGAGAAGUACGAAGAAUUCUAUAAGUACUACAACAUUUUUCUUAAAGAAGGUGUUGUUACAGAAAUGGAGCAUAGUCAGAAGGAAGAGAUAGCAAAAUUACUUCUGUUUGAAUCUUCGAACCUGAAACCGGGUGUACUCACCAAUCUUAGCGAGUAUUGUAAGCGUAUGCAGGAAGGCCAGAAAGAAAUAUUCUACAUGUUUUCUCCUAGCCGACAACUCGCUGAGUCAUCACCGUACUAUGAGUUGAUCAAAUCUCAGAACAAGGAAGUUCUUUUUCUUUACGAACCUGCUGACGAGGUAGUCUUUCUUUCGAUGGGGCAAUUCCAAAUGAAAAGUUUGAUAGGAAUAGAGAAGUGGGCGGAAACUGCAGCAUCAACAGAAACAGGAGAAACCGAUACAAAGCAAUUCCGUGAUAUCAAUAAAAAGGAAUUGUUGGACUGGAUUAAAACCACGCUUGGAUCUGUGAAGGUUCACGAUAUAGUUGGACAUCACCGACCCAGUGAUCAUCCAGUAAUGUUGACAAUCAAGCACGAAAUGGGGGCUGCAAGGCAUUUGUUGCGAACAGGUGAAAUAAAAGAUAUGGAGCACCUGGUCUUCCUCCAACCAUGCCUUCAUGUAAAUCUUUCGCAUCCAUUGAUUAAAAGUCUUUACAACAUGAAAAGAACUGAUCCACAGACGGCGGAACUCCUCAUUUCGCAGGUCUACGAUAAUGCUCUCAUCACCUCCGGCCUUUUGAAAGACACCAGUGGUAUGGUGCAGCGGUUGAAUAAAUUGCUUACCGCAUUAGCGGCUAGUGGCAAAAGCACAAUUCUGACGCCGUAA
Molecule: messenger RNA, 2025 nt
Organism: Haemonchus placei
Lineage: Eukaryota; Metazoa; Nematoda; Chromadorea; Rhabditida; Trichostrongylidae
Source: the annotation of a GenBank genome assembly